This is a messenger RNA of Punica granatum (pomegranate), 4237 nucleotides long. The record is from RefSeq and is a predicted model, not a curated record. NCBI's taxonomy places the organism in Eukaryota, Viridiplantae, Streptophyta, Magnoliopsida, Myrtales, Lythraceae.
CAAAGCUCUCAGUCCCCAACUAAACCAGAUCACUCUUCCGGUGAUCUUCCCUUUCCAGCUCUCUCAAAUUUUGAUAGAGAGAAGAAGUAAUCGGAGAGGAGGACAUUGGCGGGAUAAUUUCCGGCAACCACCAGCGAUGAAGCCCUCGGGGGGCUGCUCCCCGCCUCGAGGCCAGCAAUGGCCUGCACUUGCCGUGGCACUGGCCUUGGCAGUGGUCUCUUGCAGUGUAGGCUCAGCCUCUGCUGAUGCCUAUCCCUACUAUUCUCCUCCCCCGCCUUAUGUGUACAAGUCACCACCACCCCCUUCGCCUUCCCCGCCACCACCUUACGAGUACAAAUCGCCACCUCCGCCAUCGCAUCCCUCCCAGCCGCCUUACAUGUACAAAUCUCCUCCGCCACCAUCCCCAUCUCCACCACCACCUUACGUAUACAAGUCUCCUCCACCACCACCUUACAAGUAUAAGUCACCGCCACCACCAUCACCGUCUCCUCCACCUCCGUACGUCUAUAAGUCGCCGCCGCCGCCCUCCCCAUCACCUCCACCUCCAUACGUCUACAAGUCCCCGCCGCCGCCCUCUCCAUCACCACAUCCUCCUUAUAUCUACAAGUCUCCCCCACCACCCUCGCCUUCACCGCCACCACCUUACGUCUACAAGUCUCCGCCACCGCCGUCUCCAUCCCCGCCACCACCGUACUACUAUAAGUCUCCACCACCACCGGUGAAGUCUUCAUCACCACCGUACUACUAUAAGUCUCCGCCACCACCUUCACCUUCUCCUUCACCACCAUACUACUACAAGUCUCCUCCACCACCAUCUCCAUCACCUCCCCCACCUUAUUACUAUAAGUCACCGCCACCACCUACGCACUCUCCUCCGCCACCAUAUUAUUACAAAUCUCCACCACCGCCUUCGCCAUCUCCACCUCCUCCGUAUUACUACAAGUCUCCGCCACCACCAUCACCGUCUCCCCCUCCACCCUACUACUACAAAUCUCCUCCACCACCUUCUCCGUCGCCUCCUCCGCCGUACUACUACUCAUCUCCACCACCACCUAAGCACCCCCUCCCUCCACCUUACUACUACUCAUCACCACCACCCCCGAAGAAAUCUCCAUCGCCGGCACCAUACUACUAUACAUCUCCACCGCCACCACCAAAAUCCCAUCCUCCUCCUUACCAUUACCCUUCUCCACCACCGCCGGUCCCUUACCACCAUGAGUUGGUGGUCAAGGUAGUGGGGAAAGUCUACUGCUACAGAUGCUAUGAUUGGGAACAUCCGACCAAGUCUCAUGACAAAAAGCACCUCAAAGGUGCUGUUGUGGAGAUUACGUGCAAGGCAGGUGAGAAGAAGAUCAAGGCCUAUGGCAAGACUAAGAUCAAUGGUAAAUUCAGCAUCAAGGUCGACGGCUUUGACUAUGGCAAGUAUGGAGGAGCCAAAGCCUGCAAGGCCAAGCUUCACGCCCCGCCAAAGGGCUCACCCUGCAAGAUCCCGACAAACUUGCACCUGGGCAUCAAGGGUGCAUCCUUGAAGGUGAAAUCAAAGAACGAGUACGAGGUUGUUCUAUAUGCUAAACCGUUUGCUUAUGCUCCCAAGACUCCAUACGAAGAGUGCAAGAAGCCGAAGCCCACUCCACCGGCUCCUUACUACUACACUUCCCCGCCACCUCCAGCACCCACCUAUGUCUACAAAUCACCGCCGCCUCCACCCCCAAUGUACGUGUAUAAGUCCCCGCCUCCGCCGGCUUACAUGUAUAAAUCACCGCCACCCCCGUCGCCCGUAUAUGUUUACAAGUCACCUCCUCCUCCACCAUACGUCUAUAAGUCCCCACCUCCACCACCGCCGACCUACAUCUAUAAGUCCCCUCCUCCACCACUGUACGUCUACAAGUCUCCCCCGCCACCACCGCCAACUUACAUUUACAAGUCGCCGCCUCCACCACCAUAUCUAUACAAAUCCCCACCGCCACCACCACCUAAAUACAUUUACAAAUCCCCUCCUCCACCACCAUAUGUCUACAAAUCUCCACCACCACCAUCUCCAUCCCCACCACCACCGUACUAUUACAAAUCGCCUCCUCCACCAUCUCCCUCACCACCUCCUCCAUACUACUACAAGUCACCUCCCCCACCGGUGAAACAUCCAUCACCGCCAUACCAUUACAUGUCCCCUCCUCCACCGGUGAAGUCUCCUCCACACCCAUACUACUACAAGUCACCUCCCCCACCGGUGAAACAUCCAUCACCGCCAUACUAUUACAAGUCACCUCCCCCACCGGUGAAACAUCCAUCACCGCCAUACUAUUACAAGUCCCCUCCCCCACCGGUGAAACAUCCAUCACCGCCAUACUAUUACAUGUCCCCUCCUCCGCCAGUGAAGUCUCCUCCACACCCAUACUACUACAAGUCACCUCCCCCACCGGUAAAACAUCCAUCACCGCCAUACUACUACAAGUCACCUCCCCCACCGGUGAAACAUCCAUCACCGCCAUACUAUUACAUGUCCCCUCCUCCGCCAGUGAAGUCUCCUCCACACCCAUACUACUACAAGUCACCUCCCCCACCGGUGAAACAUCCAUCGCCACCAUACUAUUACAUGUCCCCUCCUCCGCCGAUGAAAUCUCCUCCACCACCAUACUACUACAAGUCACCUCCCCCGCCGAUGAAACAUCCAUCACCGCCAUACUACUACAAGUCUCCUCCUCCACCUUCACCGUCUCCACCACCUCCAUACUACUACAAGUCCCCACCUCCACCACCAAUGAAGUCUCACCCACCACCUUACUACUACAAGUCCCCUCCACCUCCAUCACCCUCUCCACCACCACCGUAUUACUACAAGUCCCCCCCUCCACCAUCUCCUUCACCACCUCCACCCUAUGUCUACAAGUCACCGCCACCGCCAUCUCCUUCUCCACCACCACCCUACUACUACAAAUCUCCACCACCUCCAUCACCAUCACCUCCUCCUCCAUAUUUCUACAAGUCUCCCCCACCUCCAUCAUCAUCGCCUCCUCCUCCCUACAUCUACAAGUCUCCACCGCCACCAUCACCAUCUCCUCUACCACCAUACAUUUACAAGUCCCCGCCUCCACCAUCCCCAUCGCCUCAUCCUCCAUACCUCUACAAGUCUCCACCACCACCAUCACCAUCUCUUCCAUCACCAUAUGUUUACAAAUCACCUCCUCCUCCGUACAUCUACAAGUCUCCACCACCACCAUCACCAUCUCCUCCACCACCAUACAUUUACAAGUCCCCUCCUCCACCAUCCCCAUCGCCGCCUCCUCUAUACAUCUACAAGUCUCCACCACCACCAUCACCAUCCCCUCCACCCCCUUACCACUACAAAUCUCCACCACCUCCAUCCCCAUUACCUCCACCGCCAUACCACUACAAUUCUCCUCCCCCACCUUCCCUAUCACCACCACCUCCUUACCACUACCAAUCCCCACCGCCUCCUCCACCCUCUCCGCCACAUCCGUACCACUACAAGUCACCACCACCUCCAUCGCCCUUUCCACCUCCUCCGUAUGUUUACAAGUCUCCACCACCCCCUUCACCAUCACCACCUCCUCCAUACCACUACUCAUCACCUCCACCGCCCAUGAAGUCACACCCUUCACCAGUUUACAUCUACGCAUCACCUCCUCCUCCAACACACUACUAAGCUCAAAAAGCUUAGCCACAACUUAAGCUCAGUCAUAUUUUAGAUUGAAGAAUGUAAUAAAAGAGGGCUCCAUGAAAGAGAGUUUUAUACAUGUCGAUUCACAAAAUAAGCGUCCGAGCAUUUUCUUUGAGCGCAACCUUUCAGAGUCGGACCGAGACAUUACUUCCGCUCCUGCUUAUUCUCUUGUGGGCAUACUGCGCCUCAUGAUUGUUGUAUCAAGUCUCAACAUCAAUGGUCCCUUCGGAGGCUUCUUUUCAAUUGGGAAGAAAAGGCAAAAGCAAGUGGGAGCUCUGGAGAUGUGCAUAUUAUAUAUAGAAACAUGGAAGUGCUCCCUGGUUUCUGUGGUUCCUUUUUCACCUUCGAAAAUUUUCUCUUAGAUGUAUUGCCUUAAUUUAUUAUUUGUAUAUUUUCUCUUAGAUGUAUUGCCUUAAUUUAUUAUUUGUAUAGUCUACUCUGGAGCUGGUUUGCUAUUUGUCAACGUUAAUUUGUUUCUUGGACCUCGACAACCCUCUUGUGUUAUGUGCCACGCGAGUCUGCAUUUUAAAUAAAAGAGAAGAAAAUUCUUUCUCCAAA